Messenger RNA from Lycium ferocissimum, 545 nucleotides. RefSeq lists its product as uncharacterized. The coding region runs from base 107 to 421 and encodes 104 amino acids. Lineage: Eukaryota; Viridiplantae; Streptophyta; Magnoliopsida; Solanales; Solanaceae. The transcript has 2 exons. The record is from RefSeq and is a predicted model, not a curated record.
AUUAUAACUACCCUUACUUGUAUAUUGUACUACUAUAAAAAUGGAAAGUCUUUGGCUAGCUGUCACAACAUCAACUAAAAGUACAUCAAAUUGUAAGAAGUGAGCAAUGGCAACUGCAGCAGCUGGUAGAGGAGCACAGUCCAUGAACUUCAUGUAUUUCAAGCCAAUGCUGCGCAAAGCAUAUCAUAGAAAAAGCACUUCCCCAGAUAUGAUUAGUGAUACAGUUAAACUGAAUGGUGAAGAAGUGAAGAGUAGCAAGGGUGUGAUGAAAAAUCAUGAUGACAGUUGGUGGGUACCUGAUGAUCGUACUGGAAUAUUUUAUCCAAAGGGACAUGAGAAAGUGAUUGAAGAUGUCCCCUCUGCUGCAGGAAGGGAUUUUGGAGCUAUUAAUUGGUUUUCUAACCAUGAAGAUUGUCUAUAAUUAAUUCCUAUUUAAAAUGUAAAAUAAUAAUUUAUUGUACGUCUUAAAUGUUGUUCUGGUAAAUGUAUCCUCCUAUUGUUGAAGUUGCUUUGUUUUAUAAGGAAUGUCAAGGUGCAUUGAUCUU